Molecule: messenger RNA, 861 nt
Organism: Topomyia yanbarensis
Lineage: Eukaryota; Metazoa; Arthropoda; Insecta; Diptera; Culicidae
Product: zinc finger protein 454-like
Exons: 2
Coding region: 1-861 (286 amino acids)
Biological process (GO): regulation of transcription by RNA polymerase II
Molecular function (GO): RNA polymerase II cis-regulatory region sequence-specific DNA binding; DNA-binding transcription factor activity
Source: RefSeq, a predicted model, not a curated record
AUGGUCCAGCCUGCGUCACACUCGGCUGUCGCUGCACCAAUGGUAGCUCCCAACCAGGCACUUGGAUUAAUUGCUCAAAUCGCAGCUACUGCUGGUAGUGUAGCGAUCGGCUCCGUCGGUAAUACCGUUGGACAUACCCUCAUCGGAAUGUUCAGGCUGCCCCGGUAUCGGGCGAGGCAAACACUCCGGCAGGACUAUGCUCACAGACAACACAAUGAGCAAGUCCAGGUGACAAUUUCACACAUGCCACCGUACUGCAAACAACCAUCAACAAAACCUAUGAAUGCGGAAUGUGUGACCAAGAAGAGACAGCUGGCAGUUAACAAGCGCGUAAAUGCCGGCAUGCGACCGUACUCCUGUGAUAUUUGCGGUAAAGCAUACACCAAGGGUAUAAAUCUAAGCCGGCACAAACGUAUACACACCGGCGAACCACGACACCGUUGUCGGAUAUGUGGCAAAGAAUUUUUCACUUUUGAGCAAUUGGAUCAGCACCGGCUUACCCAUGAAGAUCAGGCUUACGUUUGCGAUAUCUGCAGUAGGAAGUUUACCGAAAACAGUAGUCUCACGCGACACAAACUUAUCCAUGCGGGUGAGAGAUCGCACAAGUGCGCUAUUUGUGGUAAAGAAUUCAUAACUAGUGCUGAACUCACUCGCCACAUGCGCAUGGAUACUGGCGAGCAUUCGUAUAAGUGUGAUAUCUGUGGCAAAGGCUACGUAGAAAGAAGCAGUUUGAAACGUCACCAGCCUGUUCACAUCGAUAUGAAUCUUGCGGAACAGAUAUUUAGUUGCGACAUCUAUGGUAGAAAGUUUCUUGAAUAUAAAGAACUUACGCAGCACAAACUUAUCCACAGCAAAGAUUGA